UCCGGCGCCCGCGGCGGGGCGCUCGCGGCGGAUGCCCGUAGCAGACGACGCUGUUGGAGACCCGCGGUAGUCGACGUAGUGAUCGCAGGAGGAGAAAUUCACGCCUGUCUCUCUGCAUUUUGUGAGCUCCCGGCGGUUGAUCGGAGGACUUCGAAGAGGGGUUCGUUUAGAAUUCAUGGCUGUGUCGUAUCAGUGCGCUUUGAACACAACCUGAAAGAAGCUUUGGUGUGUGUUUCCUGUCUGUCGGAUUUUCGCUACGUCUGGAAGAGGUGGUCGCCCAUUUAUUUCAAACACGCUGCAGGUGCCAUGGAGAUCAAAGCCGAAGUGCAACGCUGGGCGACGGGUCCUGUGCUCGGUGGAAGUGCUGGUACCAACGGUUCCAAUGGAGCGCUCGUCGGGGCGUUGACCGCUACACCAGUACCCGAGUGCGCCGGAUGUCAGAAACCUAUCAGAGAGAGGUUCCUGCUCAAAGCCCUCGACCAGUUAUGGCACGAGGAUUGCUUGAAAUGUGCCUGCUGCGACUGCAGGCUCGGCGAAGUGGGAUCAACGCUCUUCACGAAAGCGAACCUCAUCCUCUGCAAGAGGGAUUAUCUCAGACUGUUUGGCACGACGGGCCUCUGUUCUGCGUGCAGUAAACCGAUACCGGCGUUCGAAAUGGUCAUGAGGGCGCGAGGCAAUGUUUACCAUUUGGAGUGCUUCGCCUGUCAACAGUGCAACCACAGGUUCUGCGUUGGAGACCGGUUCUAUCUUCACGAAAACCGUAUCCUCUGUGAGUACGACUACGAGGAACGCGCUCUGAUGGCCGGCGUCCCGCCGCCCUUCUUCAGCGCGCCGCAUGGAGUCCCUCCAGGUCCUGGGAACCCAACGUCCGUGAUCCCUUUGACCCCUGUCAAGCGACAGCACUCCAUGGAGGAGCCACUGCGAGAUGAUCGUUCGAGCGGUUACGGCAGCGGUGACUCCCCGUAUGAUGGUCGGUAGCUAUGGCGACCCGUUGCACAGCCCGCAGUGCAAAACCUAGCGCCUCCCGUCAAAAAGCGAAAGUCCAGGAGGUAGAGUAACAGGACUUCCCGAACACAGCCCUUCUCGGGACAACUGUAGGCGUGACAACAGAGUGAGGCGGUUGUGUUUGACGCUGUGCCCAUGUGCGUCGUAUUUGUGCUAGUCCCCGGAGGAUACACUCUGUUGUAGAACAGUUUAGGACAUGGGUGUCCUCCACCAUUUCUAUAAGGAUGCAAGUGUUCCUUGAAGGAUCACCAUAACCAAGACGUGACGGUCACUUUUGCCAGCGUCGUGACUUUGUCAGCAUUUGGAGCAACGGAUGACUUGCAGCGGAUGACUUGCAACGGACAUUCACCUGGUCUUCGUGGGCCGCGAAGUCAUCUGAAUGGUGUAAAUAUGUGCAGAGAAACGGGAUUCUUGACGGUUAUUGUACAGAAGUGCCGUGCUGGACAGUGUGUGGCGCGAUCUCUUUUUUUCUAGUUGGUAGGUCGACGUUCUUAUACGGCCAGGCAAGUGCAAGUGGCAUUUAAGACUGUUCAGAGAUUCUAUAUACUGCAGUCAACUUUGUACAGUGUAUUUACCUUCUCUGUUGCAGUGAGUGGUGUGGUCGUUGUUCACAAAGCAGUUCGCUUCCACAUUCUGUUGUCUUUUUGUACUGCUCCUUCACAUUUAGAUUGAAGUGUUUUUUCUCUACGUUCCUUUUCAUAUACGCCAAAGAGAUGCGUUUUUCUGUACAAAGGGUUAGCGCCCGUGUAUCAUAUCUGGUAAUUCUAACAUGAAACUUUGUUGUUGCAACUCAUGUGUAUGCGCUGUCUCUACAAACACAUGAUAAACACCUGGUUUUAUUAAUUAGGAGGUACACCAAGGGACGUCCUCGAUGACUUGUAUAACGAUUGACAUAUGCAUCGCCUCGAAAAAGAAAGAAAGAGCAAUAGGUAGACCCUUGAAGGGUAUAGCACGCAACCAGUAGUGUACUUGAAUCAACACAGCAGGUUUACAUCGUGCAUGUUUAGAUGCAAUGCACUGUAGUUACCUUUUCCUAUGAGCUACUCAUGAAAAUCCGGAUGAACGUAAUGAAUGCCGAGGACAAGGUAAAACAACAAACAAGGAAAGCAACCAUUCCUCGUGAUGUUUCUUCAUCGCCGUUAUAUGAUAGGUUACAUUUGGUUAUUAGUAUGUUGCACAACAGGGGCAAAUGCCCACACCCCUGUGUAAUGGAACACUUACUCCCUCGAGACAAAUGAAACGAUGGGCGGUAUUUAUGUGACUUUAUGCUUUUAUCUAUCGUUUUCUCCUUCCUGUAUCGCGUUUUCUCUUAAUUGCCUUGUUGGUCGAGGGCAUGAAUGAAAAAUAGGCGCGAUUCUCUGGAAAAUGGCACGCAGUAGCUGCUGAUAGUAUAUUGUCAGAAGUUUCUGUACAGUUCAUCCCACGCAGUGAUUGUUCGCUGUGUAAUGCAAGUUAACGUUUUUCUUGUGAAUAAUAACACGAGUGAAUGCAA
This is a messenger RNA of Ornithodoros turicata, 2497 nucleotides long. RefSeq names its product LIM domain only protein 3-like. The transcript has 4 exons. The record is from RefSeq and is a predicted model, not a curated record. Gene Ontology annotation, molecular function: DNA-binding transcription factor binding; transcription coactivator activity. Gene Ontology annotation, biological process: positive regulation of transcription by RNA polymerase II. Gene Ontology annotation, cellular component: nucleus. The coding region runs from base 307 to 978 and encodes 223 amino acids. Lineage: Eukaryota; Metazoa; Arthropoda; Arachnida; Ixodida; Argasidae.